Molecule: messenger RNA, 2794 nt
Organism: Eleginops maclovinus (Patagonian blennie)
Lineage: Eukaryota; Metazoa; Chordata; Actinopteri; Perciformes; Eleginopidae
Product: torsin-1A-interacting protein 2
Exons: 9
Coding region: 157-1788 (543 amino acids)
Biological process (GO): membrane organization
Cellular component (GO): membrane
Molecular function (GO): ATPase activator activity
Source: RefSeq, a predicted model, not a curated record
AUGGAGAUACACAGAAUGUGGCGUUUCCGGACAUUAACGGCGUCCUGUCAGAAAAUGGUUCCCAUAACAAUUUAAGGGGAAAUCCAUGGUUCGUCCGUAUGUGAACGUCGUAUUGAGUCAUUGAUGUUUUUCGCAUCGCUCUUUUUAUAACCAUUAAUGGAUUCCACGGUUACUGAAAACAAAGAGCCUCGCUCUCUGAGACGAUCGGCUAGGCAGUCCUCGGGUAACUUUAGAGCAUUGGGUUUUGAACUGGAACCCAGGGGACCUCUGAAGAGGACCAAAAGAGGGUUGAAAAACCCAAAUCCUGUGAAAGCUGUCAAUGGGUCCAGAGAUGAGGAGAGUGGCUCAGAGGAUGAAGAAUGCCCAAGCAAGAAGAGCCGGCCGGAGUCUGGAGGAUCAGAGGACAGCUAUGGUGAUGUGAAUGAGAUGGAAGUCCAGGAACCAGAUGAAGAUCAGGAGAAAAAUGAAGACCAGGGAAUUGAUAAUAUACACAGGUCCUCUCCUGCCACUCAUCAUGUACAAAUAAACAAAGGCGCCCUGGGAGAUAUGAAUCUAUCCCCUUGUGUCGUCCUCAAGGAACUCCGCAGUCACCCUGUGAAUAAAGAUGCAGAUUGGAUAAUUACUAAGAAAGUGCUGAAUGAACUCCGCAGUCCUGCUGUACAUGAAGACGCAGAAUGGAUCAGAACAAAGACAGGAAAUUCUUCAACCAAAGCCCCCACCAAGUCGUCCGCUCAAAUCAGACCGCCAGCAAACAGACAUGAUGUGCCGAUCCCGAAGAUCACCAGCGUGGACGAGUACAGGAGGACAAUGGAAGCAAAGGCCAAAAGCACUGGUAUACCUGUAGUUAACCACUAUUACCAGAGUGUGCAUCCAGCCUCGGAGAAAUCCUACACAAGACAACGUGUGAAUAAUAUUCCGACACAAAAACAAACUGUUCAGCAGAAAAAACAAGUGAAAAAAAAACCACUUGCUGUCAAGGAAAGGUCUGGUUAUUCCUGUAGCGGAUUCAUGUGGUGUUUAUGCCGUUUAGUGCUUGUGGCGCUGAUCGGGUCAGCCGUCUUAGUGGCAUGCAAGAUCAUCCCUAUAAUGAAAAAUACUGCAGAAGGUGAAAUGCAACCAUCCAGGUCCAUAAAGCCAGACAUUUUUCUAGAUCAGCUGUCUCUGCUUCAGGCUCAGUUCCCCAGUCAGCACUCUGAGUUGUGGAGGAGAACCAAGAUCCACUUGCAGAAGCACCUGAACACAGCGCAUCCCACAGAGCCGGUCAGUCUGAUCUUAACUGCAGGCCGCGGGGCUGAGAGUACGCUGCGCUGCCUGGCACAGAGCCUAGCAUCCUCAUACUCCUCUGCCCUCAAUGCUUCUGUCCUUCACAUCGACGGAGCCAGCAAAGUCAACCAGGACAGCGAUGAGGUGAAGCUGGACAUCGACAAUCAGCUGCGAGCAGCAUUUGAAGGAGACAAACCUGUGGCGGUAAUUCAUCGCUUCGAGGAGCUGCCUCCAGGCUCCACCCUCAUUUUCUAUCGCUACUGUGACCAUGAAAACUCUGCCUACAAGCGCGUGUUCUUGUUGUUUACUGUGCUUCUUCCUCAAGACGAGAUCAUUGGUGACCAGAGCCUGAAGGAAGUGGAGGAGAUGGUGCUAGAGUACGUCAAGGAAAAGCUGGUUGGCUCAAGCAACCAAGCUAAUUUCAAUGACAUGGACAUAGACAAGUUUGGUGGACUCUGGAGCCGCAUCUCCCAUCUCAUCUUACCUGUGGUGUCCGAGAAGGAAGUACAGCAGAAAGGAUGCUGAUGACCAGCAGUCAGAAUACCAUCUUGGUAUUCUUAGGACCGUACAGUAGCUAUGAAACAGAGAAGUAACUUGUAAACAACGCGUUUGUCGUUACAUUUCACAUGUUUGAAGGUCUUUUAAUCUCUCUCUGUCAGAGAUUGUUCUCACGCAGCAGUCUAAGGUUGAAGACCUGCUCAAGAUGUCCAGCACCUUUUAUGUACAGGCUUUUGAAUAAGGAUUUGGCGCAAUCUUAUUUGAUUAAGUUAACGAUAUUUAGUUUGAUUGAUUUCUUUUCUCCUUGCCCUGUGUCAUGAAUUGAACAUUAAACAGCACUUUGUUCCACAUCUUUUGAAUCCGUCAAAGAAGAGUUUUUAGUGGAAGAUCAGUAUGGAUUACACCUUUACAGAUGUAGCUUCAUAGUCCUUGUUUUGUAUCAAAUCUCUCAGGCAACGAAUGGCUAACAUUAUAUCUCUGUUAAAUGCAUAUCCAUAGUUCCUUUAAUAUUCUUGUGUACAUGAUUGGAUUUGCACUAAAAUGUUUGAUUUCAUUUUCAAGAGUGCUGGCUUUUAUUACGAUACAUAUUUUAUAUCUUUUCUGCUUUUCGUAAUAUGUAUAUUUGUGAAAUGUUGUCUCUUUCUAGAUUGAAAUAUUUUUUGAUAGCUGUAUUUAUAUAUUGAAUAUGAAAAGCUUCAGAAACCACUGAUAUGUACUGACAACGUUGUCAAUGACAGGUAUUUGAUUUUGUAAAUUUGAAUAUAAAUGAAUACAAAACAGCAAGUCACAAAAUGUGCCUUAACAACUCAUAUCGAGGAGGUAAGAACAUAUUUGAUAUAAAUAAUUAAUUGGAUCAUUUAUCCUGACAACGUCAAACUAGGAUUCUCACUGAAAGGUGUUUUCUGGUAUGUGCAAAAUGAAAUGUCUAAUAAAGGAAAGUGUUUUUGCUUCUUAUACUUUUCAUUCUGAGAUGAAUUAAUGCUCACAUGUAAAUGUGUUUUAUUUUUUUCAAUAAAGAUUAUUUUGAUAACUA